UGCUUUCACGAAUUCGGGUCUAUACGCGUACAUGUAGUAGUGGAAGUAAUAAUAAUAAUAAUAAUAAUAAUAAUAAUAAUAAUAAUAAUAAUAAAGAGCAAGGAAACCAAACAGAUGUACUCGCAAUGCUCGUGUCAGGAGCUCUAUGCUUCGACUGACGGGUAUCGAAUGGCAAAGACACCACAACCCCCAAAAAAAGAGAAUAAAACAAAAAACUCCAUGCGAUCCCAGAACCCAGCCCUAUAUGCAAAUGCAGAUCGUGUCACCAUGUCUCUUGUCAUGCCCCAAAACUGUUCAACCAAGACGCCGAAACUUGCUCAGAUGCUGUGUCAAUGUCAAACAAACCUCCACUCAAACAAAACUUGCCCCCUUUGCUUCCGUCUAUUUCUCUGCUUUCUUUCUUUUUAUCCUUCUUUGUCUUCUUUCUUCUCCUCCUUCUUCUCCUUCUUCUUCUUUUUCUUCUUUUUUUCGGGGUUUUUUUCUUUUUUCUUCCCUUGAGAAGGGAAACAGGUCAGAUAACAAUACACAACC
This is a messenger RNA of Aspergillus wentii DTO 134E9, 531 nucleotides long. RefSeq lists its product as uncharacterized. NCBI's taxonomy places the organism in Eukaryota, Fungi, Ascomycota, Eurotiomycetes, Eurotiales, Aspergillaceae. The record is from RefSeq and is a predicted model, not a curated record. The transcript has a single exon. Bases 115 to 498 code for a protein of 127 amino acids.